Dunckerocampus dactyliophorus (ringed pipefish) is the source of this 2874-nucleotide messenger RNA. RefSeq names its product myosin-7 (gene myh9b). The transcript is spliced from 4 exons. Gene Ontology annotation, cellular component: myosin complex. Lineage: Eukaryota; Metazoa; Chordata; Actinopteri; Syngnathiformes; Syngnathidae. The record is from RefSeq and is a predicted model, not a curated record. Bases 106 to 480 code for a protein of 124 amino acids.
GGCAGAGAGCCUCGCCAUGAAGGGUGGAAAGAAGCAGCUCCAAAAACUUGAAGCGAGGGUGAACUAGGGACUGACCUGAGCUGCUGAAAAGAGGAAAAGUGUUACAUGAAUACAUCUUGUUUGCAGGUGAGGGAGCUGGAAAACGAGCUGGAGGCAGAGCAAAGACGCGGGUCUGACACCGUGAAAGGAUCACGCAAGCUGGAACGCAAGAUUAAGGAACUCACUUAUCAGUCAGACGAGGACAAGAAGACCGCCAUGAGGCUGCAGGAGCUGGUGGACAAACUCCAGCUGAAGGUCAAAGCGUACAAGCGGCAGGCUGAAGAAGCCGAGGAGCAAGCAAACAUCCACCUGACCAAACUCAGGAAGGUGCAGCAUGAGCUGGAGGAGGCUGAGGAGCGAGCUGACAUCGCAGAGUCCCAGGUGAACAAGAUGAAAGUCAGGAGUCGCGACAUGGCCAAGAACAAAGACAGUGGGGAGUAGUCGUCCAUGGCGGCCAUCAAGCGGACAUCUGCUGUGAACCACUGUAGUCUGCAACAGUCAUCCCUCGCAUCGCAGUACAAACAACGCUCCCUCACUCCAUUGCGGUUUUUCAAAAAUUUAAUUCUCGUCGGUUUUGGUUGUCUAUGGCCUAUUAUGAGUCAAAUAUUGAAAGACAAGUCAUAUGUACUGUAGAACUCUGGUCACUAGGCAUCACUAAAGUUACAUUAAUGAGACAUUACAUUAACUCCAUCCAUCCAUUUUCUAUACCGCUUCUCCUCAUUAGGGUCGCGGGGGCAUGCUGGAGCCUAUCCCAGCUGACUUUGGGCGACAGGCGGGGUACACCCUGGACUGGUCGCCAGCCAAUGGCAGGGCACAUAUAGACAAACAACCAUUCACACUCACAUUCAUACCUAUGGACAAUUUAGAGUCGCCAAUUAACCUAACAUGCAUGUUGUUUUGGAAUGUGGGAGGAAGCCGGAGUACCCGGAGAAAACCCACGCGCACACGGGGAGAACAUGCAAACUCCACACAGAAAUGCCCAAAGGAGAAUCGAACGCAGGUCUUCCCGAUCUCUGUGUUGGCCAACAUGCUAACCACUCGACCACCGUGCGGCCCCAUUAACUUAACUUGCAAAAUGGACACAACCAUGGAUGCGGUACAACAUGACAGUGGAUCCACUUUUGGAUGUGUUUCAUCCUCAAAAUUCAAUAACAAAGACUAUCGAAAACAUUACAGCCGAAAUCAAGGUAACACAACAAAAACUUAAUCCAAUGACAACACUAGCCACUUAGUCACGCAAUAAUUAAUUAACAAACAAGAAAAUGAGGGGGCAGGGGGAAAGCACAUUUCCGCAACGGAGUUCAUGGCAAGUAACUUUUCCACAGAACCUACUCAACAUAGUGGCUUAAAAUACAAUGGGUGGCAAUUGUGAAAGUUGUGUGCAUUUUACCGCAGUUAUUUUAUUUGUAUUUAUUUUAUUUUAAAUGUACCGCUUGAGUCAUCGUCGUCAGCCGCCAACCACAUCAGGAGCCAAUGAUUGUUUGCACCGGCUGGGAUUUCAUUGUGCCGCACAGCGGCGACAGCGAAUCAGGAAGGGACUUCACGUCAGCUGACAGGAAUCAUGUAACAAAUGCUACAAUUCCACACACGGUGACUUUAAAUGUACUUCUUUUGAUUCGUAAUGUUACCCUAAUAAAAUAAAGUCUAAAUUCAAAAACAUCUGCCUCAUGGACAUCUUUAUCCAGCACAUAGUAUACAUUACACUAGAUCAGUCAUACCAAUAUAAGGAAUUCCAGGUUGCAUUGACAUCAAUGGAACUUGGUGUUUAAAAAAAAACUUUGUAAACAGCGCGCAGAGCCGUCCAAAACUGCUUUCAGGGCUCACUUCCAAACGAGCAAACCUCAUUAUCUGACGCAUUGGCAUCGUUUAACAUGAGAAUACAACAUUGUAAAAACUGUAAGUCAGAAAAGAGUAAAAGCAUAAUAGGUCCCCUUUAAAGAAUCCUCGUCCUCCAACAAGACGCAUUUGUCAUUUGAACCAAGCAUUGGAGCAAAGGUGUAAAUAUUCCAUCUUCAUGUGAGGCCACUAACGACGUCAACUUGCGUUUACCAAAAGCAGAUAAGCAUGCUUAGCAUGAAUGUGAUUAUCAUCAAUUCAUAAGUUUAUUGCUUUUUAAACUGACAGACUUUUUUGUGAGAAAAAGAGAAGCAUUGCAAAAAGGCAACAAAUACAAAACUCACUUGACAUGUUUCUCUGCUCAUAUUCUGUAUUACACAUGUCCUUACAACACCUUGAUUUGAUUGUGCAAAUUAAAUCCAUCAGUCAUUAUUCAGCAAUAUUCAGCAUAUUGUCUGUGCUGUGCGUGUGUGUGUGUGUGUGUGUGUUGAUGAACAGCAAAUGUGCACAAUGUGUGUGUAGACUGAGGUGGCUUCAGCCAGGAUAAACCUGAGCAUGGUGUCAGCUGAUGACAACAUCUUUGUAAUCCUGACGAGGGUUUGCCUCAAUGUAUUUCUUUAUGUACCAGCAGGACACUCGAGCCUUCAGCUUCUCCUCAAGCAGGAAGUCAAUGGCAGCCUGAAAACAACCAGAGCAUGAGUGUACAUCAGCCUACACGAGCCUACCUGAGCUAACGCAAGCCUUGUUGAGUCUACAUGAGCCAACACAAGCUGACCCAUGCCUGCACUGACAUGGCAAACACACUGCGAGUAGUCUGACCUUUGACAGCAGAGCGGCCACACCUUGACCCCUGAAAGACUCGGGGACAAAGGUGGACAGGAGCUCCACCUGGUUUGGCGCUGUGAACUUGUAGAGGAGUGUUGCUGUCUCUUUGGCUCCUUUGGGCAGUUGGAAGCAUAAAGAAAUCAAUAAAUUCAUACAUUUAAACUACAAUUAAAA